Impatiens glandulifera is the source of this 856-nucleotide messenger RNA. Its product is annotated as pathogenesis-related thaumatin-like protein 3.5. Gene Ontology annotation, cellular component: extracellular region. The coding region runs from base 1 to 738 and encodes 245 amino acids. Gene Ontology annotation, biological process: defense response. The record is from RefSeq and is a predicted model, not a curated record. NCBI's taxonomy places the organism in Eukaryota, Viridiplantae, Streptophyta, Magnoliopsida, Ericales, Balsaminaceae. The transcript has a single exon.
AUGGCGCCUGCCCGCUUGUUAUUUCUCUUUUUUCUCUUAGGCAAUACUCGUGUUUUUGCGACAAUCUUCACCCUUGAAAACCGUUGCAGCUACACGGUCUGGCCAGGCACGUUAUCGGCCAAUGGAGCCGCCAUCUUAGCCGAAGGAGGCCUCGAGUUGCCUCCCGGCUCCUCAACCCAAUUUUCCGCACCAUUUGGCUGGUCUGGCCGGUUCUGGGCAAGAACCGGUUGCCAGUUCGACGAUUCUCAAAGAGGGAAUUGUGCCACGGGCGACUGUGGAACUGGUUUGAGGUGCGUCGGAGGCGGCGCACCUCCAGUUACCCUGGCCGAGUUCACGCUCGGCUCUGGACCCGUCAACGAGAAAGAUUUCUACGACGUCAGUCUCGUCGACGGGCACAACGUGGGGAUCGGGAUCCAUCCCAUCGGCUCGGGUGACGGCGAGUGUCAUUACGCCGGUUGUGUUGCGGAUGUGAAUGGAGGGUGCCCGCCAGAGCUGAGGAUCGCGGGGGAGAACGGAGAAGUGGUGGCAUGCAAGAGCGCGUGCGCAGCGUUCGAUUCGCCGGAGUUCUGCUGCACGGGAGAGCAUUCGACUCCGGCGACGUGUUCUCCGACAGAGUACUCGACUAUUUUCAAGAGCGCGUGCCCGACGGCGUAUAGUUACGCUUACGAUGAUGCUUCGAGCACACGCACUUGUAGCGGGUCGGAUUAUCUCAUAUCGUUUUGUCCAACCGGGUCAUAGACUUACAUAUAAUGAUAUCUCAUAGUUAUUUAAAAACAUUGUCAUGAAACCAAGGCUUUGAAGUCAUUAUUAACCUAUCCUUAUUUGUCAUAUAUAAACUAAACAGAAACAUUCUUAU